AUGAACGCUCUGACAACUGUCCUGUUUUUCGCUGUCCUGGUUGCGGCAGCAUCUGCUGGUGCUGUGCUUGGAGGCUACGAUGGCCUUGGAUAUGGUGGCCUGGGGUACGGAGGCCUCGGCUACGGCGGCCUAGGCUACGGAGGUCUUGGCUACGGUGGUAUAGGCUAUGGAGGUGUCGGUUACGGUGGAGUGGGUCUUGGCGUGGGUGGUGUUGGUGUUGGAAGCAGCGUCGCUUUGCUCAGCGGAGGGCCAGCCUUCACAAAAGCCGUAGCAGGACCGACUUUUCUAGUGAGAAGCGUGCACCACGUGAACAAGAUCCACAACGGGGGUGCUCUCCUAGCUCACAGUGGCCUUGGUGGAAGCUACGGAUAUGGUGGUCUUGGCUACGGCGGCCUCGGAUAUGGUGGUCUCGAAUACAAGGGAUGA
This is a messenger RNA of Rhipicephalus microplus (southern cattle tick), 426 nucleotides long. RefSeq names its product chorion class B protein B.L1-like. NCBI's taxonomy places the organism in Eukaryota, Metazoa, Arthropoda, Arachnida, Ixodida, Ixodidae. The record is from RefSeq and is a predicted model, not a curated record.